GAAGAGACUCCUUCCUCUUAACGUGGUUGCCGAGUCCUGGGCGCUGCCCUCAGUUUUAACCGGUAUUUGUCUCGUUUUUGAGGGUUAGACGUUAAGGACCACCUGGCUUGAGGACGGCUCUAGGUACCAUGCGGCUGCAGGAGAGGCCAGGAGUCUGAGCUCUGCAGCCUCCGAACAGAUGUUCGGAGGACGUUGUGACCAAUCCGGGCCGGAGAGAUCCUGCAGACACAGCCAGCGAGCGAGUGGGUGCCUAGCCGAGUUUCCUUUUCAGCUUUUGGCGGAAAGUGGCGUGGAGCGAGCUCCUCCGGGGGGAGGAGAGCAGAGUUGAAAGAUCUAGCCAGAUGGCAGCCGUGAAUGAAUGGACGAAGAGAGGGCCCUUAGAAUGGCAAGAUUACACUUACAAAGAAGUCAGAGUGACAGCGAGUGAGAAGGACUAUAAAGGAUGGGUUUUAACCACAGACCCCGUCUCCGCCAAUAUUGUCCUCGUGAACUUCCUUGAAGAUGGCAGCAUGUCUGUGACCGGAAUUAUGGGACAUGCUGUGCAGACUGUUGAAACUGUGAAUGAAGGGGACCAAGGGGUAAGAGAGAAGCUGAUGCAUCUGUUCACAUCUGGAAACUGUCAGGCACACAACCUUGAGGAUCUGGAAGAGAGAAAGAACAGCCUAAAGAAAUGGCUUGAGAAGAACCACAUCCCGGUCACUGAACAGGGAGAUUCACCAAGGACUCUGUGUGUGGCUGGGGUCCUGACUAUAGACCCACCAUAUGGUCCAGAAAAUUGCAGCAGUUCUAAUGAGAUUAUUCUGUCCCGUGUCCAGGAUCUUAUUCAAGGACAUCUUGCAGCUUCCCAGUGAGAACCCAAGAACUAUGGGUGCACUGAAAUAAGACUUUUUUUCUUCAUAAAAUGUUUUGAAUUUUAAGGCCAUCAUACUACAGGACUUUAAAGGCACACAAGUGUGUGUGUGUGUUUUAAUUUGUUUUGGUAAAAAUCAAAGAUGCGGAUUAUGAAUGCUAAUAAGUGUACUGUUGCAAGGAUAACAUCACAUGCAACAAAAUUAGCACAAGGAUUGUAAGUCCUUUCUUCUGAGGGAGCUAUACCUCCAUUUUUGUUAGGCAAGAAAUGUAUUUGGAAAAACACAACAUGUUACAUUUAAUAUUAAAUGCAUUAGUCCCUUGCACUAAC
Messenger RNA from Myotis myotis, 1180 nucleotides. It is a transcript of the gene GEMIN6, whose product is annotated as gem nuclear organelle associated protein 6. The record is from RefSeq and is a predicted model, not a curated record. The transcript is spliced from 3 exons. Gene Ontology annotation, biological process: spliceosomal snRNP assembly; spliceosomal complex assembly. Gene Ontology annotation, cellular component: SMN complex; nucleus. The coding region runs from base 342 to 851 and encodes 169 amino acids. Lineage: Eukaryota; Metazoa; Chordata; Mammalia; Chiroptera; Vespertilionidae.